GAGCACUUCCGGGUCGCUGGCACAGGGCUGCGGUUUCCGCGGCUGAGGAGGUGGUCACAGCGGGCUCCCUACCUGGCUCUGCUACCGCCGUGGCGGAAGCGCCUUCCCUCAGGUAGGCGGCGGCGGGGCCGGGAACGGGGAGGCCGCGGCGGGGCGGGAGGGACCGAGCGCUGUGCCCGCCGGAAGCCGUCCCCAGGCAGACGCAGCUGCGCGGGAGCAGCCGCUUUCCCGCUCUCCUCAGGCCGCGCUUAGUAGCCCGGCUUCUAGUUCUGAGACCAGGGACACACAGCGCUUGCGCUCCAGCUCCACAGUGAGGAGGGGAUUCCGAAGUUCUGCAGCUGCCGCCACCUUAAAAGAUUGGAGAUGGCCGAGCCAACUAGUUUUCAGCAGACGUUGGAGUCGCUGACAUCAAUGCAAGCCUGAAGAAAAAGUAAUCGCUUCCUUUUAAGCCAUGGCAUAUCAGUUAUACAGAAAUACAACUUUGGGGAACAGUCUUCAGGAGAGCCUUGAUGAGCUCAUACAGUCUCAACAGAUCACCCCCCAGCUUGCCCUUCAAGUUCUACUUCAGUUUGAUAAAGCUAUAAAUUCAGCAUUGGCUCAGAGAGUCAGGAACAGAGUCAAUUUCAGGGGCUCUCUAAAUACAUACAGAUUCUGCGAUAAUGUUUGGACUUUUGUAUUGAAUGAUGUUGAAUUCAGAGAGGUGACAGAACUUAUUAAAGUGGAUAAAGUGAAAAUUGUAGCCUGUGAUGGUAAAAAUACUGGCUCCAAUACUACGGAAUGAGUAGAGAAAUGCAGCUUUUUUUUUUUUUUUUUUGCCACCUUCUGUUAUUUUCAUCGAUUUUUGAAGAGAAACAUAGAAGAGACUUUUUUUUUUAUUUAUUCUCACGGUGCAGAAAUGACAACACUGUGCUAUAUAUACUACCCAAGGGUCCUACAGAGAGAAGCAUGAGACUCUGUUCUCUUAAAUGACCUUUAGUACACAGCAUAAAAAAAUGUAACUUUUUUUAAUGACAAAUCAAAAGUGGUUGCCUUCAUAAGAAUAUUCUUCAAUAAACUCGUUUUAAAACUU
Grammomys surdaster is the source of this 1069-nucleotide messenger RNA. It is a transcript of the gene Gtf2a2, whose product is annotated as general transcription factor IIA subunit 2. Gene Ontology annotation, molecular function: TBP-class protein binding; RNA polymerase II general transcription initiation factor activity. The transcript has 5 exons. Gene Ontology annotation, cellular component: transcription factor TFIIA complex. Gene Ontology annotation, biological process: RNA polymerase II preinitiation complex assembly; transcription initiation at RNA polymerase II promoter. The record is from RefSeq and is a predicted model, not a curated record. Lineage: Eukaryota; Metazoa; Chordata; Mammalia; Rodentia; Muridae. The coding region runs from base 452 to 781 and encodes 109 amino acids.